GCGGGCGUGCGCGCGCGCUCUAUAGCUUCUUCUUCCCAGCGCCGUAGUGGAGCCGCACGCGCGACUCUGGAAUCUCCUCCUUCCUUCUUGCCGUCUAACCCCCCACCAUCCCCCCCCCCUCUCCCCUCUUUUCGCACCGCGGUGGGGGAGGAACGCGGACAGGAGGAAAGUAACGCAAAAGAGAGAGAGAGAGAGAGCACGAGAGCACUCCGGGAUGCAAACGUGAGAGUUUUUCGCUUUCUCCAGUCUCACCGAACACGGAAAAGAAGACUUUUCUUUAUCAUUAUUAUUAUCAUUAUUAUUAUUAUUUUUUUUUUUAAUGUAUCUGCGUACUAGUUUUAAAACCGGAUACUUUGAAGCGGAUUUACGAUCAAAGAAGCGGUAAAAGUUUUUUUUUUUCUUUUUUCUCCUCCUCCUCCUUUUCUCUCGCCUUCUCGCGCGGAGAGCAAACCGCGUCCUGAACUCAGAGCAAAAAAGAAAAGAAAAGAGGAAGGAAGAAAAAAAAAAGCACGGGUGGAAUUCUUAGCAGUGGAAAGGUAUAACCUGGCGGCGCGAGACUCCUGUUGGGAAAUCUUAAACCAGUCUCUAAAUCCAAAAACUCUGGAUUUGCGAUAAGAAUUUUCUCUCCCUCUCUCUCUCUCUCCUUCAGUCUCAGCUCUUUUGCUUGAGAGAGUUUCUGAAAACAGAUACACAACGCACUGGUGUUGUGGAGCGGGGUUUUGUUUGUUUAUUUGUUUUUUUGCUUCGAAACCGAAUAGAGAACAAAAAGUAAUACGGAAAUAAGUCACUUCAACUAUUUAUCAACAACGCCGGUGAAGGAAAAAAAAUUAUUACCUUCCAGGGAAAGACCUGAUGUCCUAGCUGUGUGUAUGGAGAGCUACACCAGGCAACGAGCUCUGCUGUAGAGGAGCAUGAUGAAGAACACAAUGAAGGUCAUGCUGCUGCUGUUCUCGGUUCUUCUAACCCAGCCUCUGCAGGGCCACACCAGGCCGGCCAGCCCAGAGCAAGUCGCCCUGUUGGAAACCGCAGUGUACACCCUGUACGAAGGAGAUAAGCUGGAGCUGAAGUGUAGGUGUAAAGAAGAGCCUCAGGAGGUGAGCUGGACCAAGGACCAAGUUUCCCUCGCUGACGGGGAACACACUCGUCUACGCAACGGUCAGCUGGAGAUCGAAGGAGUGGAACUAGCUGACUCAGGCCUUUAUGGCUGCUUCUCCCGAAGCCCUUUAGGCAACCACACGGAGUAUUUUAACGUCAAUGUCACUUGUAAGCAAGACAGCGAUGCCCUGGCUUCAUCUGAAGAUGACGACGACGACGAGUCUUCUUCAGAGGAAACGAAGCAGUCCAGCAGCCAGAAGUUACUCUCUAACAGCCAAGAGCUAUCGCCCACAGCACCGGAGUGGGCUCAUCCUGAUAAGAUGGAGAAGAAGCUCCACGCGGUUCCAGCCAGCAGGACCGUCCGAUUCCGCUGCCCGGCCAACGGUAACCCGACUCCCACGCUCAAGUGGCUGAAGAACGGCAAGGAGUUUAAGAAAGACCAGCGCAUCGGAGGCUUUAAGGUGCGAGAGAGCUUGUGGGCGAUCAUAAUGGACUCGGUGGUGCCCUCAGACAAAGGCAACUACACCUGUGUGGUGGAAAAUAAGUACGGCAGCAUCAACCACACCUAUCAGCUGGACGUUGUUGAACGUUCACCUCACAGGCCCAUCCUCCAAGCCGGUCUGCCUGCUAAUCGAACAGCAGUGGUGGGCAGCGAUGUGGAAUUCGAGUGCAAAGUCUUUAGUGACCCGCAACCACACAUCCAGUGGCUCAAACACAUCGAGGUCAACGGCAGUAAAGUUGGAGAUGACGGUCUGCCCUACGUCAAAGUCUUAAAGCACUCUGGGGUCAACAGCUCGGACACGCAGGUACUGACGCUGUACAACGUGACGGAGGAGGAGAGUGGGGAGUAUAUUUGUAAAGUGUCCAAUUAUAUAGGCCAAGCCAACCAGUCAGCGUGGCUCACCGUCACUAAACACGCCUUAACAGCCUUGCCCCCGACCCCGCUGCCCAGCCAGACCUACCUGGAGGUGCUGAUUUACUGCGUGGGAUUCUUCCUCAUCUGUGUCAUGAUAGUGAUCGCUGUGCUGGUCAAGAUGCACAGCUCAGCCAAGAAGAGCGACUUCAACAGCCAGAUGGCCGUGCACAAGCUGGCCAAGAGCAUCCCACUGCGCAGACAGGUAACAGUGUCUGUGGACUCGAGCUCGUCCAUGCACUCCGGGGUGAUGCUGGUCAGACCUUCACGUCUCUCCUCAAGUGGCUCCCCGAUGCUGUCUGGAGUGUCUGAGUAUGAGCUGCCUCAAGACCCACGCUGGGAGCUGCCUCGAGACAAGCUGGUGCUUGGGAAGCCUCUGGGAGAAGGAUGCUUCGGCCAAGUGGUUAUGGGAGAGGUUCUGGGAAUGGACAAAGACAAACCCAACCGUGUCACCAAAGUGGCUGUCAAGAUGCUCAAAUCUGACGCCACAGAGAAGGACCUGUCCGAUCUGAUCUCUGAAAUGGAGAUGAUGAAAAUAAUCGGCAAGCACAAAAACAUAAUCAACCUGCUGGGGGCCUGCACACAGGAUGGUCCUCUUUAUGUCAUUGUGGAGUACGCCUCAAAAGGGAACCUGCGCGAGUACCUGAGGGCCCGUCGGCCUCCUGGUAUGGAAUAUUGCUACAACCCAGACCAGGUACCCGUUGAGACGGUGUCCAUCAAAGACCUGGUGUCCUGCGCCUACCAGGUGGCUCGCGGCAUGGAGUACCUCGCAUCCAAAAAGUGUAUCCAUAGAGACCUGGCAGCACGUAAUGUUCUCGUGACUGAGGACAAUGUGAUGAAGAUAGCAGACUUUGGCUUGGCCAGAGACAUCCACCAUAUUGAUUACUACAAGAAAACCACCAAUGGCCGGCUGCCAGUAAAAUGGAUGGCUCCAGAGGCAUUGUUUGACCGAAUCUACACCCACCAGAGCGAUGUGUGGUCUUUCGGGGUGCUGCUCUGGGAGAUCUUUACUCUGGGUGGCUCUCCGUAUCCCGGUGUCCCUGUCGAGGAGCUGUUCAAGCUGCUGAAGGAGGGUCACCGUAUGGACCGCCCCUCCACGUGCACCCACGAGCUAUAUAUGAUGAUGAGGGACUGCUGGCAUGCUGCACCAUCUCAGAGACCUACCUUCAAACAGCUUGUGGAAGACCUGGAUCGCACUCUCUCGAUGACGUCGAAUCAGGAAUAUCUGGACCUGUCAGUCAGUCUGGACCAGUACUCUCCCAGUUUCCCAGACACACGCAGCUCCACCUGUUCCUCCGGGGAAGACUCUGUGUUUUCCCACGAGCCCAGCGCUGACGAACCCUGCCUGCCUAAAUUUCCCCCAAAUCCUAACCGCAUGGUGGCGUUCAAAAAGCGCUGAGCACACUUCACUUGCCGUAGCUUGCUUCUGAGCUGGACUUCAUUCAAGGACCGUAGAAGAUAAUGCUUAAAGACAUUUGCAGGCUACAGAGUGCAUGAGGACGUGGAUCAUGUUAAGACUUCACAGCAUUGACUCAUCAUUUCAUUAUUAACAGACCCACUCUAUAGGGCACUUGGGACUGAACUUGUUUUUUUUAGGGGGUGGGGGAUCCAUCUUCCAUCAUCUCUGGACCUAAAAAAGAAGGCGAAGGAAGUGGAAUCGGGACGUAAACGCUGACUGUUACACACAUCGGAUCAUGUUUUUCAUUUCAAAUGAACGAGGAUGUCUCUCUCCGUCGAGAAAGAAUUCCUUCUGAGAACGUACUUAAUCUACAGGACUGUCCAAAAGUAUUCAAACAGACGGAUUGUUACAAUAGCAAAAAGUCAUUUGGUUCAAAUGACUUCCUUGUAAAUACAGUUAGAAAUUUAUAAAUAUGAAUAUAUAUAUUUACACGCUACUUUUAUCUUUAUUACAUUAAUUGAUUUUGUGGCUUUUUUUUUUUGUAUCUCAAUGUCCAGUGGUUCAUGUAGGGGCAUUUCUGGAAGAGGGACAAAGCAUUUGUCCACAUAAAAAAAAAAAUAUAUGCUAAUAUUCUAUGAAUUGAUAGCAGGCCAGUUUUUUUUUUUGUACUGAUUUUGUUGUUGUGUUUUUUUUUUUCCUUUUUGUUGUAUACUCUUAAUGGUGGUAAGCUAAUGUAGCUCGGGGCCGCUGCUAGCUUUUCAAUGGCAUUCACUACAUCCUCAAGACUAGUUAAGCUACGUAAUUAUAGGCUAUUUUAGUAGAAAUCAUUCCCAUGUGUUAACGGCUGCUUCUGUAUUAAAAGUAGCCACAGAAUGGUACUUCUUUUAAUGGUCUUGAGGUUUAUUUAAAAGAAAAAAAACACACACACACACCCCAGAAAUUUGCGAAUUUAAGAUGUGCCUUGGGAACUGUAAGAUGUUUCGAACUUCCAUGUUCCAUGUAACAGAUUGACUGUGUAUAAAAGCAAAAGCCGCCGUUCCCGCCUCGAAGGGGAAGGAAUCGCGGAUCACUUAUGUCACUGUAAAAGCAUUAUGUUAAAUAAAAAGCUAUUGAAAAACGAA
Messenger RNA from Hemibagrus wyckioides, 4528 nucleotides. It is a transcript of the gene fgfr1a, whose product is annotated as fibroblast growth factor receptor 1a. Bases 912 to 3407 code for a protein of 831 amino acids. Lineage: Eukaryota; Metazoa; Chordata; Actinopteri; Siluriformes; Bagridae. The record is from RefSeq and is a predicted model, not a curated record. Gene Ontology annotation, molecular function: fibroblast growth factor binding; ATP binding; fibroblast growth factor receptor activity. Gene Ontology annotation, cellular component: signaling receptor complex; membrane. Gene Ontology annotation, biological process: protein phosphorylation; multicellular organism development; fibroblast growth factor receptor signaling pathway. The transcript has 18 exons.